Messenger RNA from Scheffersomyces amazonensis, 1273 nucleotides. RefSeq lists its product as uncharacterized. The coding region runs from base 31 to 1155 and encodes 374 amino acids. Gene Ontology annotation, molecular function: ubiquitin-specific protease binding; misfolded protein binding. The record is from RefSeq and is a predicted model, not a curated record. Lineage: Eukaryota; Fungi; Ascomycota; Pichiomycetes; Serinales; Debaryomycetaceae. Gene Ontology annotation, biological process: endoplasmic reticulum unfolded protein response. The transcript has a single exon. Gene Ontology annotation, cellular component: endoplasmic reticulum membrane; Hrd1p ubiquitin ligase ERAD-L complex.
AUAUACAUAAUUAACUAAACAUCCAGACCAAUGCCUAACCAAUCUCUGACGUUGGCUGAGAGUAUCAAGAAUAUUCCUCCUGUUACCAGGUUCUUUACAAUUACUACUGUUAUAGUAUGUUUUGCCAAUUCAUUAAAAAUUAUUCAACCUCAAGAUUUAAUAUGUUAUUUACCAUUAUUAUUAGAUAAAUUAUAUCAAGUUAAUUUUAUAGUUCAUAAAGGUAAUUAUUAUCAAAUAGUUACUUCGAUUAUUUGGUUAUUAUUUCAAAGUUAUAGGUUUUUUACUGCCUUUUUAUUACCUUAUGGAUUGUUUGUUGAUCAACCAUUCCAAGCAAUUCUUGAUAUUUAUUUCUUUUAUACAUUUGCUAAUCAUUUAGAAAGUCAUCAAGGUAAAUUUAGAAGAAAUUUCCCGGAUUGUCUUUGGUUUACUUUAUUGGCUGGUACAUGUAUAGUAUUAACUACUUUAUUUUAUAAUGCAUUUAUUGAUCCUAAUCAUUUUCCAAUUCAUCAUCAAAUGAUGUUAAGUUGUGUGACAUAUAUUUGGUCAAGAUCUCUGAAAAAUUCAGUAAUUAAUUUCUUAGGUUUAAUUCCAAUUAAAGCAUAUUAUUUACCAUUAUUUAAUUUAUUUUUUAAAUUAAUAGUUAGUGGUUAUCCUUCAUUUUUAGAUACUUCAAUUGGAAUAUUUGGAGGUUAUAUUUAUCAAUGUAUUCAAUCAGAUACUUUACCAAUUUAUAAUUUAUUUCCUGGUGCAUAUGGAUUUAAUUCUAAUUCAAAUAAUCCUGGUAGAAGAGUUGGAACUAUUCAUUUACUUAAUACUGAAGGUAGUUCAGCUGAUUUUAUUGAAGAUUCUAUCUUUGAUAAAGGUUAUUUAAAGGCUCCAAUUUGGUUAUAUAAUUUAUUAAAUUAUCCUACCAAUAAUUCCAAGCGUACUACAGCAUUUUUAGAGAUUGGAACUCGUCCUAAUAAUAAUAAUAAUUCUAGAGGAAUUCCUGUUGGUGGUGGAGGAGGUGCAACUAGUACAGGAGUUAAUGGACAUAAUUCUAAUGCUACGAGACGAAUUAAUCUGUUAGAAGAUUCGCCUCCAGCUCCAACCUAUACAUCAUGGUUUGGAGCAGAACAUGCUUUCCAAGGUAAAGGUCACAGAUUAGGAGAUUAAAUAUAUAUACCUAUAUAUAUAUAUAUGUAUAUCAAACUUACAUAAACACAUACAUAUAUAUAAAUUCAUAUACUAAAUAUAUAAACAUUAACGUCAAAAAAGUAAACAUAAAAUAUAC